Messenger RNA from Macroventuria anomochaeta, 1253 nucleotides. RefSeq lists its product as uncharacterized. The record is from RefSeq and is a predicted model, not a curated record. NCBI's taxonomy places the organism in Eukaryota, Fungi, Ascomycota, Dothideomycetes, Pleosporales, Didymellaceae. Bases 1 to 1170 code for a protein of 389 amino acids. The transcript has 4 exons.
AUGGGAAAGCCUAAAGACUACGGACCAAUCCUCAACGGAGUGAUGUGGUUCCAAGUGAUCAUCUCGUCCGUCUUUGUCGUGCUGCGUAUAUACACUCGAUACUAUAUCAUAAGAAGCCUGGGAUGGGACGAUCUCAUGAUGGUGGUUAACCUGGCGACAUUCAUCGCUUUCAUCGCCACCACUUCGGUUGGCAUUACCUAUGGCGUCGGUAAGAAGACCGAAGACAUUAUACGUCUUGGACUGGACAAUUCGAAAGCUAUCUAUUGGGAAGCCAUCGGCCAGGGAAUUUGUAUUAUGGGUAUUGCUGCAUCCAAGGCCUCAGUUGCGCUUUUCUUAUUACGCAUUGUUUUACGGCGAUGGCACAUCGCCCUCCUCUGGAGCGUAAUCAUCAGCACAACAAUUUUCAGCACCAUCACGACCGCACUGCUGUUCCUGCAGUGCAAGCCAGUAUCAUUCCUGUGGGACCAAACAAUCCCAGGCGGUCACUGUCCCAUAAACUUCACCGACGUCGGCCUCUCCAUGGGUGCCUGGUCCGCAACCAUGGACUUUGUCCUCGCCAUCCUCCCCUGGCCCGUCGUCAUGGGCCUCAACAUGAAGCGCAAAGAAAAAAUCACCAUCGCCUGCGGUCUCUCGCUCGGCGUCGUCGCAGGCGCAUGCUCCACCGUGCGCACCGUCGAGCUGCGCACGCUCGCCAGCCAGGCAAACUACGUCUACGACACAUCGCCCAUGCUGCUCUGGUCGUCCUCCGAAAUCUGCUUGACGAUAAUAUGCGCUUGCAUCCCCGUUCUCCGGCCCCUGUACGUGCGAAUCGCCUACGGCAGCCGAGGAGACUCGAGUGGCGCGAGUCGAGGGCGGAGUUAUCCGCUCAACGAGUACACACAGAGCCACAGUAAGAAGGGCAGUAUUGGGAAUAAAUACUUCAGGAAGAAGGGCAGCGCGCGGAGUCGCGUGUAUAUGGGCCCUGGGGCUAGCGCGUUACAGACGGCGGUUAAGAUGGACAGUGACAAUGUGAGUGAGGAGACGAUACUGAGGGAGUGCCAUAAGUAUAGUGUGCCGGACAGGGCGGGCGAUGAGGAGAUGGGGACGUCCAGGCCGGAGAGGAAGAAUGAUAUUAGGGUCACAACGACGGUUGAGGUGGAAGAGAAUGUUGGGGAGAAGUUCGUUGUCUGAUGGAUGGUUGUGUCGACGGAUCUGAUUCGAUCAUACGUGAGACUACGAGGACACGAGGUUGGGGCAUCGGUUGGAGUUGAGAG